Molecule: messenger RNA, 307 nt
Organism: Phalaenopsis equestris
Lineage: Eukaryota; Viridiplantae; Streptophyta; Magnoliopsida; Asparagales; Orchidaceae
Product: 31 kDa ribonucleoprotein, chloroplastic-like
Exons: 3
Cellular component (GO): cytosol
Molecular function (GO): mRNA binding
Source: RefSeq, a predicted model, not a curated record
GGGGGGUGUGGAUGCGGUGAUAGCUGGGGGCGAUAAGGGAAUUAAUGAGGGGGAUUUGGAGGAGGAAGGGGAUGAUUCUUUCCCCGAGCCUCCAGAGGAAGCUAAGCUCUUCGUGGGGAAUCUGCCUUAUGAUGUGGAUAGCGAGAAGCUAGCUCAUUUGUUCGAGAAGGCUGGGAUCGUUGAGGUUGCUGAGGUAAUUUACAACAGGGAGUCCGGGCAGAGUCGCGGCUUUGGGUUUGUCAACAUGAGCAGUGUUGAAGAAGCUGAGAAAGCUGUGGAAAUGUUCCAUCGCUAUGAUUACAACGGA